GUUUGUUUUCCUAUUUCCUAUGGAAACUAGACUCUUUUAGUCGUUGACUAGCGUCUGCUUUACGCAAUAGGUACUAUGAACAGUAAUUAACACAGCAAUCAAUUCCCCUCCUUUCUUCCUUUUUUUUUUUUCUUUUUUUCUUUUUUUGCCAAUUCCCCACCCCCUUUUCUUCGAAUCAUCCUGGACAGAGAAAUUGUUAACAGAUGUUUUCUUCUUUCCUUAGAAAUUGAUCUGUUGUUCUCUAGCUUCAUGCUCAAACUUGACCGUGUUUUUAGUUUCUGAUAAAUUGAAGCAAAAGGAACUGUUCAAACACCAGCUUGAGAUAUAUUCCUCUUCCACCUCCUCAUGUCAUCGUUGCCAUCAUCAUCAUCUCCUUCUUCUUCUCAACAGAAAUAUGAUGUUUUCUUGAGUUUCAGAGGUGAAGAUACCCGCACAAAAUUCACCGAUCAUCUUUAUGCUGCUUUAAAAAGGAGUGGAAUCGAGACUUUCAUGGAUGAUCGAAAGCUUGAGGCUGGAGAAGAAAUCGCAUCAGAACUGUUUAAAGCAAUUCAAGAAUCAUGGUGUUCAGUAAUCGUUUUCUCAGAAACAUAUGCUUUUUCAGGUUGGUGCUUGGACGAGCUUGCAGAGAUUGUUGAACAGAAAGAAAAGAAGGGGCAUAAAAUUUUCCCAAUUUUUUAUGAAGUGGAUCCAUCUGAUUUGAGAAAACAAACAGGAAGAGUAGCUGAAGCCUUUGCCAAACAUGAAGAGAGAUGCAAGGAAAAUGAAGACAAGAUCCAAAAGUGGAGAGAAGCUUUGAGUGUAGUGGCUGAUAUCACGGGAUGGCAUUUAAAAAAAAGGUCUGAAUCAGAAUUUAUUGGAGAGAUUGUUACAAUGAUAUCAGCAAAAUUAUGUGAAACAUAUUCAAAUGUUCCUAAUGGGUUGGUUGGAAUUAACUCACGUUUGGAACAGUUGUAUUUGAAAAUAGACAUUGGAAAAGAAGAUGAUGUCCGCAUUAUAGGAAUUUGUGGAAUGGGCGGUAUUGGUAAAACAACUCUUGCAAGAGUUGUUUAUAAAAUGUUCCCUCAUUUUGAAGGUAAAAGCUUUCUUGGUGAUGUUCGACUUAAUUCAGAGAUAUAUGGACUUGUUCAUUUGCAAAAGCAACUUCUUUAUGAGAUUUUGAAAGAAGAUUUCAGGUUUUCAGAUGUUCAUGUAGGGAAUGAAAUCAUUAGUGGCAGGCUAUCACACAAGAAGGUUCUUGUUGUUAUUGAUAAUGUCGAUAAUAUGCAACUCUUAAAAUGCUUGGCUGGAAAGCAUGAUUGGUUUGGUUCAGGGAGCCGAAUCAUCGUAACAUCUAGAGAUGAACAUUUGCUACGAGUCCACGGGGUGGAUGAUGUGUAUCAGGCUACAACAUUGUGUUUUGAUGAAGCAAUUAAUCUUUUCACAUUAAACGCUUUCAAGAGUGAUAGAGUGCCAGGAAAUGAUAUAUUUGAUGAUUUCUUUGAGCUUUCUAAGCCUGUUGUGGGAUAUGCUGGUGGUCUUCCCUUAGCUCUUGAAGUUUUGGGAUCCAUGUUGUGGAAUAAAGAUGCUUCCCAAUGGAGAAGUGCAAUUGAAAGACUUAAAAAUGAACUUCACAAAGAUAUUCAUGAGACGCUUCAAAUCAGCUACGAUGGAUUAUCAGAGACACAAAAGAAUAUUUUUCUCGACAUAGCAUGCUUCUUCAACAGGGAAAAGAAAGAUUUUGUAACAAAAAUACUAGAUGGUUGUGAGUUUUCAGCGGGUAUUGGAAUAGAUGAACUCAUUGAUAAGUCCCUGGUAAAAAUUGAUGAAGACAACAAUUUGUGGAUGCAUGACUUGCUACAAGAGAUGGGAAGAGCAAUUGUUAGAAAAAAAUCUCUUGUUUAUCCUGGAAAACAAUGUAGAUUGUGGCUGGAAAAUGAUGUCUAUCACGUGCUAACAGAAAACACGGCCACGGAAGCAAUUGAAGGCAUGGUAAUUGACAUUAAAAGGGAACAGAACAAAGCGAUCACUUUGAAUGCUGAUGCCUUCUUGAAGAUGAAAAGACUAAGAUUGCUCAGAGUUUUUUGUCUCCCAAAUUUUCGUGAUCUCAAAUAUCUUUCUAAUGAGUUACGUCUUUUAGAUUGGAGUGAAUAUCCUUUCAGAUCCUUGCCUCCAAGCUUCCAACCAGACAAUCUUGUUGCACUUCUCCUAAUUGAUAGCCACAUUGAACGACUAUGGAAGGAAAACAGUUCUUUAUCUAAAUUGAAAUUAGUCGACCUCCAAGGCUCCGAAAACCUGAUACAGAUACCAGACUUCACAGGGGCUCCAAAUCUCGAAACUUUGAUUUUGGAAGGUUGCACCAGAAUAGUAGAUGUUCAUCCAUCUGUUAGAGUUCUAAGCAAGCUUAAACUUCUGAAUUUAAGACGCUGCAAAAGUCUUAGGAGUUUUCCAACCAAAAUAAUUGGAAUGAAAUCUCUUGAAGAAUUAAUUAUUUCGGAUUGCUCAAAAUUUGAAGGGUUUCCUGAGAUUGAUGGGGAAAUGAAAUGUUUGCAGGAGCUUCAUUUAGAUGGAACAGGCAUUGUAGAACUUCCCUCUUCAAUUGGACAUCUCAGCGGGCUCAAGCUUUUGAAUUUAAGAGGCUGCAAAAGUCUUAGGAGUUUUCCAACCAAAAUAAUUGGAAUGAAAUCUCUUGAACAAUUAAUUCUUUCUGGUUGCUCAAAUUUUGAAAGGCUUUCAGAGAUUGAUGUUGCAAUGAAAUGUUUGCAGGAGCUUCAUUUAGAUGGAACAGGCAUUGAAGAACUUCCCUCUUCAAUUGGACAUCUCAGCGGGCUUAAAAUUUUGAAUUUAAGAGGCUGCAAAAAUCUUAUAUCUCUUCCAACCAAAAUUGGAAUGGAAUCGCUUUACGAAUUAGUUCUUUCAGGCUGUUCAAAUCUUCAAAGGUUUCCAGAGAUUGAUGGCAAAAUGGAAUGUUUGCAGGAGCUUCAUUUAGAUGGAACAGGCAUUGAAGAACUUCCCUCUUCAAUUGGACAACUCGGCGGGCUUAAAUUUUUGAAUUUAAGAGGCUGCAAAAGUCUUAGAUCUCUUCCAACCAAAAUUGGAAUGAAAUCACUUGAAACGUUAAUUCUUUCAGACUGCUCAAAUCUCCAAAGGUUUCCAGAGAUUGAUGGCGAAAUGAAAUAUUUGCAGGAGCUUCAUGUAGAUGGAACAGGCAUUGAAGAAGACGAACUUCCCUCUUAUUGGACAUCUCAGCGAGCUUCGACUUUUGAAUUUAAGAGGCUGCAAAAGUCUUAGAUCUCUUCCAACCAAAAUU
Molecule: messenger RNA, 3286 nt
Organism: Durio zibethinus
Lineage: Eukaryota; Viridiplantae; Streptophyta; Magnoliopsida; Malvales; Malvaceae
Source: RefSeq, a predicted model, not a curated record